GUUCUCCUACUCCACGUUGAACGUAAAGCUAAAACCAACCCACGAUGCCACCGGCAAACAACAAUAGCAACAACAACGAUGAUUCCCCGCCCAAGGCGGACUUUAGCGCCCCUCCGCCGUACGAGGCGACGGACAACCUCAAUCAUCAGUACGCUCAACCCCAGGAGAUGGCCGCCACGGUAAAGCUGCCGACGUACGAAGAAGUUCAGAUGGAAAAAAUGAUCAACCACGAGUUGCCGAUUCCGCCGGGUUCCACGGGACACAUGCUGCCACCGCCACCACCCAGCAUCACGGGCCUUCCCCUCGGCGGACGGGGCGGAGUUGGACCGAACGGAACCGGACCGGCCGUCACAUUCAUCGCCAUCGACGCAGACGGAGAAAACAUCAACGCCGACAACAGUCUGCUGGGAACGGACAUUGUCUUCGUGACGGCUUUCCUGGUAGCGUUCCUGUUCAACUGGAUCGGAUUCUUGAUGCUGACCUGCUUCUGUCACACCAUCGCGGCCCGUUACGGUGCGCUCAGCGGAUUCGGCCUCUCGCUGGCCAAGUGGACCCUGAUCGUGAAGCACUCGACCGAUUUCGCCUCGCACGAAAACUCGUGGCUUUGGUGGCUCAUCAUGGCCUUUGGAUUCCUCAUCUGCGUCCGGGCCCUCGUCCAAUACAUCAGCAUCAAGCGAACCUGGCGACUGCUGUCGACUUCGGCCCAGGAACGGUUGCUGUUCUUUUACUGAGUCUCGUGUGUCGCUUAAGCAAAAGCGAUCGGAUUUUAGGACCAUCUUUACCAAGCAGCUUACACAAUCAACACACACACACACACUCACGCAACAAGCAGCGUUUGGAUUGAGUUUUGUGAUACAACAACAAAUAACCCCGCUCAUCUCUGAUUUCCUUGCAGUUUUAGUUAGUUUAGAAAAGGAGGCAGAUGGAGAAAAAAAGGCAGUUAAAUAACUCACGUUUUACACACAAACUCACAAACAUUCCCUUUGGUCCCGUAUUUGCCACAAAAAACACACAUGUUGUUCACGUCCGCGUGGAAUAGUUUUGUGGUGAAAGCAUGCAAACAAAACAAAACAAAAAACUAAAACAAUAGAGACAAUGCCUGUCUCGCCAUGUCCGUUUUUAUUAGAAUAAAAAAAAGUACCAUAAAUAGUUGUGAAUCGCUGUACUUAGAGGAAGAAUCCAGUGACCCCAACAUUGUACGAAAAGAAACCCAUUUUGGGAACCAAAAGCAAAAACUUAAUGGACGCUCACACCGGCAAAAAUAUGUGCAAUCGUUGUGUUAGGAUUCGCGCAAUGUAUUUAUUCUCUUAUUGUUUCGUUCACUGUUAUAUUGCGUUUGGUGUCUUAAAAAAAAAUGUUUCGUUUAAUGAAGAUCUAAGCCCAGCGUGGCAGGGAUAUUUUAUUUUCUCUUUUGAGCAAAGUAGAACCACGCAAGAUGCGAGAACGUGCGAGGAAGAAAUACAACAACAAAAAAUACAAGAAUGAAACUAAUCAGAGAAAGGAACAUAAAAUUCAUUGCAGACAUAGAGCAUAUUUUUGUACUUGUAAAUAGGCUUUAGUGUGGAAUAAAAUACUAAAGAACAAUAUCUGCUAAAUAUCGUGAAAAACGUAAAAUUUAUCUGAAUAAACUGUAAAAAACACA
This is a messenger RNA of Culex quinquefasciatus (southern house mosquito), 1642 nucleotides long. It is a transcript of the gene Ndfip, whose product is annotated as NEDD4 family-interacting protein 1. Lineage: Eukaryota; Metazoa; Arthropoda; Insecta; Diptera; Culicidae. Gene Ontology annotation, biological process: vacuolar transport; positive regulation of protein ubiquitination; metal ion transport. Gene Ontology annotation, cellular component: Golgi apparatus; endoplasmic reticulum; perinuclear region of cytoplasm. The record is from RefSeq and is a predicted model, not a curated record. Gene Ontology annotation, molecular function: WW domain binding.